Molecule: messenger RNA, 1257 nt
Organism: Diplodia corticola
Lineage: Eukaryota; Fungi; Ascomycota; Dothideomycetes; Botryosphaeriales; Botryosphaeriaceae
Product: putative dis1-suppressing protein kinase dsk1
Exons: 4
Coding region: 1-1257 (418 amino acids)
Biological process (GO): spliceosomal complex assembly; protein phosphorylation; regulation of mRNA processing
Molecular function (GO): protein kinase activity; ATP binding
Source: RefSeq, a predicted model, not a curated record
AUGGCCAUGUCGCUUCUCAACCGUGCGUGGAGGCCGCUUUUCGGCCGCGCGUGGAAGCCGCUCGCCUUUCCAAACAAGGGUUUUGCCCUGCUCCCCGGAGACAAAAAGGUCGAAGAGGAGAUCCUUCCGGACUACGUCGCAUCCCGGUACUAUCCCGUCCGGAUCGGCCAAAUCUUCCGGCACCGCUAUCAGGUCGUGGGGAAGCUGGGCUUCGGAGCGACUUCGACCGUGUGGCUGGCACGGGAUCUGACCGCAUGUCGGCACGUCGCUCUCAAGCUCUUCAUCCAUUCCGAGUCCAUGGGAAGCGAGCUGGACACCGAACUUGACGUUUACAAGCGCAUCGAGAGCGUCUCUGAGAACCACCCGGGCCGUGAUGCCGUCCGCUCCAUUCUCGACUCGUUCGACGUCGACGGGCCCGAGGGGCGGCAUCGAUGCCUCGCGCACCCGCCGCUCUGGGAGAGCGUGCUCGGGCUGAGGCAUCGCAACCCCGUGCGGAGGCUGCCGGCGCCGGUCGUAGCGUUUGUGCUGCAGCGCCUCUUCCAGGCGCUGGACCUUCUGCAUAACGAGUGCCGUGUCGCGCAUACUGACAUCAAGGAAGCCAACGUGCUGCUCGGAGCGGAUGAAUCCGUGCUCAGAGACUUCGAACGGCAGGAGCUCGCGGACUCUUGUCCGAGGAAGGAGUCCGACGGGGGAACCGUCUACCUCUCCCGCGAGCUCGGCACGCCCAGAGACUUCGGUGCGCCGGUGCUGUGUGACUUUGGCUCGGCCGUGCCGCUGGACGACGGCGCCGAGCACCGGGAAGACAUCCAGCCUGAUGUCUAUCGAGCGCCAGAAGUCAUUCUGGAUAUCCCGUGGACGUACAGCGUCGACAUAUGGAACGUGGGGUGCGUGGUCUGGGAUGCCUUCGAGGGCGAGCACUUGUUCACCGGCCACGAUCCAGAAUUCGAGACGUAUCGGGGCCGAGCCCAUCUCGCCGAAAUGAUAGCCCUUCUCGGGCCUCCACCGCCGAGCCUUCUUGCCCGGGCGAACCUCAGGAGCAAGUUUUUUUCCGAGGCUGGUGACUUUUGUGCGGGGAUACCCACUCUAGAAUCGACACCACUCGAGCAAAGGGAGACAUCUCUCGAGGGAGAAGACAGAAAAGAAGAUAGAGAGUGUUUCCUACGCUUUAUGCGGAAGAUGCUGCAGUGGGAGCCGGAAAAGCGCAGCUCUGCCAGGGAGCUGGCAGAAGACGAGUGGAUACUCAAGCACACCACCUGA